Herpailurus yagouaroundi (jaguarundi) is the source of this 4221-nucleotide messenger RNA. RefSeq names its product gamma-aminobutyric acid type A receptor subunit gamma2 (gene GABRG2). Lineage: Eukaryota; Metazoa; Chordata; Mammalia; Carnivora; Felidae. Gene Ontology annotation, cellular component: membrane. The transcript is spliced from 10 exons. Gene Ontology annotation, molecular function: extracellular ligand-gated monoatomic ion channel activity; GABA-A receptor activity. Gene Ontology annotation, biological process: chloride transport; monoatomic ion transmembrane transport; gamma-aminobutyric acid signaling pathway. Bases 592 to 2019 code for a protein of 475 amino acids. The record is from RefSeq and is a predicted model, not a curated record.
GCUGCAGCAGCGUGCAUCACUUCCACUUUGACCUCAUAGUUAAUCUGCGUGAUAGUUAAUCGCGCAGAGACUCUUUGAUUUUUUUUAAAAUUUCUUUUAAACACACACACACAUACACACACACACACACACACACACACACACACACACACAGCCUUAGCCCUGCCUGCCCUCACUAAAAGAAAAAAAUCAAAACAGCAAACAAAUAAUCCUAAAACGAUGGACCGGGGGAGUAUGUGUAAGUGUCAGGGGCAGGAGUAUGUGUAGAGUGUGCGCGCAUCUCUCUCCCUUAUUUGUCUCGGUGUGCGUUUCUCCCUGUACCCUCCCCCUGCCUCAAAUACAUUAUUCCCCUAGUCUUGGAAGCCGCUCCCAGAGCUGACGCUUUGAUGGUAUCUGCAAGCGUUUGUGUUGAUCUUAUUUCUGCCCCCUGAAUAUUAAUUCCCAGAGCUGAUGGCAACACAGCAUCUCAGUGAAGGGACCUACUAGAGGCAGGUGGGGGGAGCCACCAUCAGAUCAUAAGCAUAAUAAUAAUACAAAGGGGAGGGAUCCUUCUGCAACCAAGAGGCUAGAGGCAGAGGAGGAAAAAAAGCGAUGAGUCCGACAAAUAUAUGGAGCACAGGAAGCUCAGACUACUCGACUCCUGUAUUUUCACAGAAAAUGACGGUGUGGAUUCUGCUCCUGCUAUCGUUCUACCCUGGCCUCACCAGCCAAAAAUCUGAUGAUGACUAUGAAGAUUAUGCUUCUAACAAAACAUGGGUCUUGACUCCAAAAGUUCCUGAGGGGGAUGUCACUGUCAUCUUAAAUAACCUCCUGGAAGGAUAUGACAAUAAACUUCGGCCUGAUAUAGGAGUGAAACCAACGUUAAUUCACACAGACAUGUAUGUGAACAGCAUCGGUCCAGUGAAUGCCAUUAAUAUGGAAUAUACAAUUGACAUAUUUUUUGCUCAAACGUGGUAUGACAGACGUCUGAAAUUUAACAGCACCAUUAAAGUCCUCCGAUUGAAUAGCAACAUGGUAGGGAAAAUCUGGAUUCCAGACACUUUCUUCAGAAACUCCAAGAAAGCUGAUGCACACUGGAUAACCACCCCUAAUAGGAUGCUGAGAAUUUGGAAUGAUGGUCGAGUGCUCUACACUUUAAGGUUGACAAUUGAUGCAGAGUGCCAGUUGCAGUUGCACAAUUUUCCAAUGGACGAACAUUCCUGCCCCUUGGAGUUUUCCAGCUAUGGCUAUCCACGUGAAGAAAUUGUCUACCAAUGGAAGCGUAGUUCUGUUGAAGUAGGUGACACAAGAUCGUGGAGGCUUUAUCAAUUUUCAUUUGUUGGACUGAGAAAUACCACUGAAGUAGUGAAGACAACUUCUGGAGAUUAUGUGGUCAUGUCUGUCUACUUUGACCUGAGCAGAAGAAUGGGAUACUUCACCAUCCAGACCUACAUCCCCUGCACACUCAUCGUUGUCCUAUCCUGGGUAUCUUUCUGGAUCAAUAAGGACGCUGUUCCAGCCAGGACUUCUUUAGGUAUCACCACUGUCCUGACAAUGACCACCCUCAGCACUAUUGCCCGGAAGUCACUCCCCAAGGUCUCCUAUGUCACAGCAAUGGAUCUCUUUGUAUCUGUUUGCUUCAUCUUUGUCUUCUCUGCUUUGGUGGAGUAUGGCACCCUGCAUUAUUUUGUCAGCAACCGGAAACCAAGCAAGGAUAAAGACAAAAAGAAGAAAAACCCUCUUCUUCGGAUGUUUUCCUUCAAGGCCCCUACCAUUGAUAUCCGCCCAAGAUCAGCAACCAUUCAAAUGAACAAUGCCACUCACCUUCAAGAGAGAGAUGAAGAAUAUGGGUAUGAGUGUCUCGAUGGCAAGGACUGUGCCAGUUUUUUCUGCUGUUUUGAAGAUUGCCGAACAGGAGCUUGGAGACAUGGGAGGAUACAUAUCCGUAUCGCCAAAAUGGACUCAUAUGCACGGAUCUUCUUCCCCACUGCCUUCUGCUUGUUCAAUCUGGUUUAUUGGGUUUCCUACCUUUACCUGUAAAAGAGGUAUGGGUUUUAUUGAUGUGGGUCUUAUUCACUAAAUCUCAUGGAGAGGAGAUGUCCUUUCUAAAGUCCACUUAAAUAAUCCCCUGUGUGGUUUAUGAUAAUUUGAAUUUGUUUCUAUGUUCUAACCUGCUAAAUUGUAUUAAUGUCAUAUUGUUUGCGCCCAACUCUCCUGUGGUAAGUGUAAUUUGAACUCUAAUGUUUGCUGUGUUUCAAACCUGCAAGGCAGAGUGAAAUUAGAGCAAGAACACUGAAAUGAACAAGAUACCUUUCAGCUACAACAACUGAAAUAGUGAAAGCCAUGACUGUUUACAGUGGUGGUGUCCUUAAUCAAUUCAAAAUACAAUUAGAUGCAAAAUGUCCAAAACUGCACCCUAUGUUCAUUUGGGGGCAGGUUGUGGUAAAUUUUAUCCCAGUAGAAUAUCUCCCUCAUUUGAGAAAAAUCACAAGUCACUUUAAAUAUAAGAGCCUAGACUAGAAAUCUAUUACACCUCUAUCCCAAGAUAGGAAGAAAUUUUCCUCCACAUCACAUGUACAAUGAUGUAAAUAUUUCAAUAACGUAGAAUGCUUCAAGUUUAAUGCAUGCAUCUCUUUAGAACCAAAAUAAAUGGAAUGAAGUUAACAUCACAAAGCAUUGUCUUUUAUUCUGUGUCUUUGGGCAAUAAAAGAAUCAUGAAUGUAACGAUAAGGGUUUGGGUUUGGAAUUGGAGGGAGGAAUUUUCUCUACCUUCUCCCUCACGCAUGAAGAUUCAAACAGCUUUUUUUUUUUUUUUCUUUUCCUUGUAGGACAGAUUAGAACACUUUAAGUAAAAUAUAGACUGAAUAAUUGACAUUUGCCACUUCUAAAUGCCCAAUUUCAUAGAGUAUAAAGUAAUUGUAUGUGCUUGCCGCUAUUUUUUCUUCCUUUUAGGUUGAUAGAUUAUAACAGAACUUAUUCUCCAUCUCAAGAUCUGCUUCUAGUGAUUGUGAGUGCCUUGUGGGCAGAAUCCUUGUCAUUUCCUCUUUGGGUCCUCAGCACCUUAUAUAGUGCCUAGCACAUAGUUGGUGCUCAACAGAUAGGGUUUGAAGUAAAUUGGCUUCAUAUGAUUCUGUGAAUCUCUCUGAGCUGGCCUGGAACCAGUGACUCAUCUUUUGAACAUAGGCAUGGUCAAGUGAUACUUGAUCUUGUGAAAAUGAACAAAAGGAUCCAAAUAACUUUGCCUAAAAUAAAUUUUUGAUAAUGAACAAUAAUAGCCAAAGUCCACACUCCUUUUAAAAUAAUACUUAAGUCAUAUGUUUCUGCAAAAAAAAAAAAAAAAAAAAAAAAUGAGUCUACUAGGGCAUAAUUAGAGUUUGUGUAUUUUUUUCCAGGUUUGGGGAUGAGUUAGCUUUGACCCAUCCAUAAUUCCACUUGAAGACAUAGGACAGGCAAGAUCAGGAAUCAUACCUGACUAGUGUUCAGAAUGUUGUUUUCUAUGCUCUGUAAAAAAAAAAAAAAAUGCACUGAAAAUUAACUUCUAAAAAUAAAACAAGAAAUGAAUGACUUACAUGGAGGUUGAACCUAUGACUGUGGCUUCUUUCAACUAAAUGAUAAUCACAUGAAGUGGUUGUCCCAGACUUCAAACAUGAUGAGUUGAGCUCCACCUUUAAGUACUCAUCCUGAAUCCCCUUUUUUCUAAAAUAACACCCUUUGUCAGUUCUUCUUUAUAGCAACCAUUUCUUAAAGUCAGAAUUCAAUCAUAGCCAGUAUAACUUGCUAGAUAAUCUAAAAAGAGUAGAAAAGAAAGAGUGGCUUUGUUAUAAAGCUAUGUGAAGUCCUCAUUGAGUCAUCUGGAUGAAUCUUGAAACACAUUUAGCUGCCAAUUUUACAAAUCUUUAAUAUAUCAGUACUCUCAUAUAUAACCUCAAAGACAUGUAAAUAGAAUUAAUUAUUUUCAUGUUUUGAAUGUUAACAAUUUAAUGUUGACUCUUUAGGAGAGUUGUCGGCAAAUUUUCAAUGGUGAGAAACACAUUAUUGUCAACUUGAAAUGUAUACUGUAAUGGGGACAUGCAAAAAAAAAAAGCUAGCUUUCCAAUGUAUGCAUAGUACUGGCAGUAUGAAUAUAUGUUAUAUAUAAUCUUAAUUAUUAGCUGCUCCCCAUCUGUGUAUUUCAAAACCUUUUCACAAAGGGAAUUGCCUAAUAUGUGGACUUUUCCAAUAAAAAUGCUGCAUUCUAAUUGA